Messenger RNA from Strongylus vulgaris, 300 nucleotides. Lineage: Eukaryota; Metazoa; Nematoda; Chromadorea; Rhabditida; Strongylidae. The record is from the annotation of a GenBank genome assembly.
AUGAAGAAAGAACACCGGCGGUGGACGUGGGAAUCACCCAACGGUACGGACUCGUGCGGAGAUCGACCACAUUCUCACCAACCGACCGGCGGUGGACGUGGGAAGCACCCAACGGUACGACUCAUGCGGAGAUCCACCACAUUCCCACCAAGCGAAGGUGGUGCUUACUGGACGUCUCAGUUGUACCAUCCUUCAGCAGUGGUUCAGAUAACCGCCUCCUUCUUGCAAAAGUGCGAUUCAGGCGAAAGCGGAAAAGAAGAUCUGUCACCGUGUUGGAGGAAGAAAAGAAGUCCUAUAUGA